This is a messenger RNA of Anisakis simplex (herring worm), 222 nucleotides long. Lineage: Eukaryota; Metazoa; Nematoda; Chromadorea; Rhabditida; Anisakidae. The record is from the annotation of a GenBank genome assembly.
AUGAGUCGUCUGGAAUUGAGUGGAGUACUGAGCGCAGUGAACGCGUUCGCUAUACACGAUAAUGGUCAUUUUGCUUACCUGUUCGAUCCACGUGUAAAUGCUACAAUCAGAAUUGAUAUCAGGAAUGGUACACGAGAUGUUCUGAGAUGGUUAGUUAUCUCUAUUUAUGACGACGAAUGUGAAAAAAUUCCAACUCCACGACUGGCUGUAAAAUUGGCAUGA